Molecule: messenger RNA, 1704 nt
Organism: Pogona vitticeps (central bearded dragon)
Lineage: Eukaryota; Metazoa; Chordata; Lepidosauria; Squamata; Agamidae
Gene: NOX3
Product: NADPH oxidase 3
Biological process (GO): superoxide anion generation; defense response
Cellular component (GO): NADPH oxidase complex; plasma membrane
Molecular function (GO): superoxide-generating NAD(P)H oxidase activity
Source: RefSeq, a predicted model, not a curated record
AUGGUAUAUUGGAUUUUGAAUGAAAGCCUAUCAGUCUUGUUAUUUGUACUGUGGUUGGGAAUUAAUGUAUAUUUGUUUAUUGACACCUACAUCUGGUAUGAAGAUGAUGAUGCCUAUCUUUAUACAAGGGUAAUGCUGGGUUCCACACUUGCCUGGGCAAGAGCUUCUGCCACUUGCCUCAACUUUAACUGCCUGCUAAUCCUCUUACCAGUCAGCAGGAACCUUGUUUCUUUCUUAAGGGGAACAAAUUUCUGUUGCAGAAGAAUACUCAGGAGACAACUAGACAAGAACAUCACAUUUCACAAGACUGUUGCUUAUGGAAUAGCUGUAAAUGCAACCAUUCAUAUCAUCGCCCAUUUGGUCAACAUUGAACAGUAUCAUUUUAGCCAAUCAAAACAAGCAGGAGAAUUAAGCAACAAAUUGUCUGGCAUUGGCAAAAACCCUAACGAAAGUUAUUUGAAUCCAGUCAGGAACUAUGACACAAAUACAAUGGGUGAAAUACUCACAACCAUUGCAGGAACAACUGGUCUCCUAAUUACUUUGUCAUUAAUUCUCAUCAUGACUUCAUCAACAGAGAUCAUUACACGAUCCUUCUAUGAAUUGUUCUGGUACACCCAUCACCUAUUCAUUGUUUUCUUCAUUGGCUUGGUUAUUCAUGGUACAGGACAGCUUAUCCGUGGUCAGACCACUCAGAGUCUGUUGCUGCACAAUAUCACAUAUUGCAAAGAUCACUGCUCGGAAUGGGGGAUCUCAGCUCAGUGUCCCUUACCACAGUUCUCUGGCAAUGACCCUGCGGCUUGGAAGUGGGUCCUGGGUCCUAUGGUAUUGUACAUCUGUGAAAGAACAAUUAGGUUUUGGAGAUUUCAACAACAGGUUGUCGUUACAAAGGUGGUGUCUCAUUCAUCGGGAGUUCUGGAGCUUCAUAUGAAAAAACAGGGUUUCAAAAUGGAGGCUGGCCAGUACAUCUUCCUCCAGUGCCCUGCUGUAUCCCAGCUGGAGUGGCACCCUUUCACUCUCACUUCAGCCCCUGAAGAUGACUUCUUUAGUGUACAUGUAAGGUCAGUUGGCGAUUGGACAGAAGCCCUUUUCAGAGCCUUUGGAGCAGAGGAAAAAACCUUCAAGGAGCUGUGGAAGCUGCCAAGGCUGGCUGUGGACGGGCCCUUUGGAGCUGCGGCAACAGACGUGUUUCAAUAUCAAAUCAGCGUAUGCAUUGCUGCAGGAAUUGGGGUCACUCCUUUUGCAUCCAUUCUGAAAUCAAUUUGGCAUAAGUGCUGUAAACUAAACACAGAACUGAGGCUGGAAAAGGUUUAUUUCUAUUGGAUUUGCCGAGAUCCAUCUGCCUUUGAGUGGUUUGCUGAUCUCCUGUGCUUGCUGGAAGCACAAAUGGCUCAGAAAGGGAAAGCCCAUUUUCUAAGCUAUCACAUAUUUCUUACCAGUUGGGAUGAAAGUCAGGCGACCCAUAUUGCAUUACAUUAUGAUGAAAAAGUGGAUGUAAUUACUGGCUUGAGACAGAAAACUUUCUAUGGAAGACCAAACUGGGAUGCUGAAUUCAAACACAUUGCAGAAAAUCAUCCCAGUGACAGCAUCGGUGUUUUCUUUUGUGGACCUGAAGCUAUUUCUCGAAAUCUUCAUAAAAUGUGCAACCGAUAUUCAUCUGCUGAUCCAAGAGGUGUUCAAUUUUGCUACAACAAAGAAAAUUUCUAG